UUUUGACCCUGGGGAUGGCUAUAGUUAAUUCGCAGCCUUCAAUGAGGGUAAUGGGCGGAUCACUCACCACCAUCCAGUCAUACCCUUACGUGACUUCGCUACUUCGCUCCACAAACCUAGUUACUUAUGUUCAAACUUGUGCCGGCACUAUUCUCACAACCAGAUCCAUUAUGUCUGCUGCACACUGUUUUAUAUUUGAUCAAACAAAUAACUGGCGUAUAAGAGCUGGAUCAAGUUCAGCCCACAGUGGAGGUACUGUUUAUUAUGUCAACCAAAUCAUAAUUCACAAAAAUUUUGAUCUUCGGACAUAUGACAGCAAUAUAGCUAUACUUCGUACUGCAUCACCUAUUAGCAUUGUUACAAAUACAGUACACGUGGCAACUAUACCUAGCUCUAUCUAUAACUUACCCGACAAUCAAGCUGUUUGGGCAGUAGGAUGGGGAACUACUUCGUAUGGAGGUUCUAAGUCAGAGCAGUUACGUCACGUACAGAUCUGGACAGUAAAUCAGCAGCAGUGCGCUAAUUCCUAUAGAAAUAUCGGGUUCAAUGUUACAUCUAACAUGCUCUGCGCUGGUUGGUUUGGCGUUGGAGGCCGUGAUCAAUGCCAGAACGACGCCGGUGGUCCUCUCAUCCACAAUUCCGUAGUUGUCGGUAUCAGCUCAUGGGGCUAUCAAUGCGGGCUCCCUUUUUAUCCUGGUAUAAAUACCCGAGUCAGCCGAUUCACUCCAUGGAUUCAGCAAAAUGCUUAAAAUUGUUAAUUAUUUGUUUAUAAUAAAGUGACAAAUCUAUAUUUGUGUCAAGAUUAUCGCUUAUAAUGAAUAUAUUUUAAGUAAUAAAAUUUACAUAUCUGCUUGUAUUUAUUUUUCAUUUAUUUGUGAUGAUAAAUUUAACAGCUUACGUUUCUUAAAUACUUUAUUUUUUACUGAUAAUAUUUGUUAUUAAAGGUGAUAUAAAAAUUGAUUGUUGUAGUCGAAUGUAUAUAAACUGGUUUUAAACUAAUAUUUUGACAAAAAAUUUCCAUGACUAUGUAAUGUACUGGAAUACCAGGAAUUUGUUCAUCAUUUGGUAAUAUUUGCUUUAAUGAACGUUGUAAUGAUUAGAUAUUAUUGAUUGAUUUUAAAAUAAUUCCAAGUAUAGAUAUUUGUUCAAUUGUAUUUUUUGAUAAGCACGAUAAUAUAAUCCAACGUUGUUCAAUUACAUGAA
Molecule: messenger RNA, 1203 nt
Organism: Melitaea cinxia (Glanville fritillary)
Lineage: Eukaryota; Metazoa; Arthropoda; Insecta; Lepidoptera; Nymphalidae
Product: trypsin CFT-1-like
Exons: 4
Coding region: 15-749 (244 amino acids)
Biological process (GO): proteolysis
Molecular function (GO): serine-type endopeptidase activity
Source: RefSeq, a predicted model, not a curated record